UUCCUUCCCCUAAAAAACAAAAAGAAUUUAGGAUUUUUUCAAAAAAGUAAAAAAGAAACAAAAAAGCUAAAAAAAGAGAGAGAGUUUGGAAUGGCUCCACCGGAGGCCGAGAUGGGUGCAGUGGCGGUGACGGCUCCUCCGACGCCAGGAACGCCGGGAGGACCAUUGAUCACGGGGACGAGAGUGGAUUCGAUGUCGUUCGAUCAUCGGAAACCGAUGCCUCCAUGCAAAUGCUUGCCGGUGAUGGGACACACUUGGGGUCAACCCGACACGUGCUUCGCCGAUUUUCCCUCCCCUGUUGUCUCCCUUACUCGCAAGCUUGGAGCCGAGUUUGUGGGAACAUUUAUCUUGAUAUUCACCGCGACGGCCGGUCCAAUCGUGAACCAGAAAUACGACGGAGCUGAAACCCUAAUUGGUAACGCGGCCUGCGCAGGACUCGCAGUGAUGAUCAUAAUUCUGUCAACCGGUCACAUCUCAGGGGCUCACUUAAACCCUUCACUGACCAUAGCAUUCGCAGCUCUAAGGCACUUCCCUUGGGCCCACGUGCCUGCUUACAUAGCUGCCCAAGUCUCAGCUUCCAUUUGCGCUUCAUUCGCACUCAAAGCAGUUUUCCAUCCUUUCAUGUCGGGAGGUGUUACUGUUCCGUCUGUUAGUGUUGGACAAGCCUUUGCUCUCGAGUUCAUCAUUACUUUUAUUCUCCUCUUUGUUGUUACCGCCGUUGCCACCGACACUCGUGCAGUUGGAGAACUAGCUGGUAUAGCUGUUGGAGCCACUGUCAUGCUCAACAUUCUUGUCGCAGGGCCAUCGAGUGGUGGAUCUAUGAACCCGGUUAGGACUCUAGGACCAGCCCUUGCAUCUGGAAACUACAGGUCACUUUGGGUUUAUCUGGUGGCUCCUACACUUGGUGCCAUAUCUGGUGCAGCCGUCUACACAGGUGUCAAGCUUAACGAUAGCGCGACUGACCCGCCACGUCAGGUUAGGAGCUUCCGUCGCUAAGUUGAGUGAUAGACUUGUCCACAAGUCUUUUGCUUGUUACCGUUACUGUAUAAUUUAUAAUAAUGUAAUGAUAUGAAAAGCUUUGGAAGAUUGUGUGAGAAUAAAAGGAGAUGUGACUACAAGUCCACGCUCUAUGUGUGCAUAGCAUCGGCUUAUAAAUCUGAUGCAAACUCGUCUUGUCAUUUUCAAAUUGUGUCUUUUGUGAUAAUGUACACUAUGUUUGGUUUGUGUUUCA
Messenger RNA from Raphanus sativus (radish), 1231 nucleotides. Its product is annotated as probable aquaporin NIP5-1. The transcript is spliced from 4 exons. Gene Ontology annotation, biological process: transmembrane transport. Gene Ontology annotation, molecular function: channel activity. The record is from RefSeq and is a predicted model, not a curated record. Gene Ontology annotation, cellular component: membrane. The coding region runs from base 91 to 996 and encodes 301 amino acids. NCBI's taxonomy places the organism in Eukaryota, Viridiplantae, Streptophyta, Magnoliopsida, Brassicales, Brassicaceae.